AUGACACCAAGGGCAUGCGAAGAGGGGCACACCGUAGCAAAAACGUAUUUUUUUUGCAACACAGUGUCAACGCUGCUCCAGGCACUGCUACUAGUCCACCCUGAAAGGUGAUAGGCUGUGCCGGGUAGGUCCUGAACUGUACAGAAAGAGCCACAUGAUCUAUCAAUCUGUAAAUAAUGUAGAGAAAUCUAAACUGUGACUUUUUUUAAGAUAAACUAUCUCUGUUCCCUUCAACAGUACCAGCAGGUCCUUCAGCAGUCGAUCCAGCUCCAACAACCACAGCAGCAGGCCCAGCUCCAACAACCACAGCAGCAGGCCCUGCUCCAACAACAGAUGAUGAUGAUGCAGCCCAUGUAUCAGCAGGCCCAGGCCCAGGCCCACUACACAGCCAUGGUAAGAGCCAAGCCCAUUGUCUGGUGUUGUCUAAUUUGGCUUUAUAAAGGAAAUGCACCUUUUUUUUCCUAGUCUCUUAUCAGCUUUACAUGCUGACCAAACCGCCUCCGCAUGUGGAUUUUUUGUCUUAUCCCCCCCACCAGGCACGUUCGUGACACGCAGGUUAAAAUACCAAAACCAACUGUGAACCAACUGUAUUAAUUUGGGGGCGGGUCGAAACACACAUGGAACAUUCACGGACAUUUAGCUAGUUUGCUGUUGCUAGCUAAUUUGUGCUUGGAGAUAAACCUUGGGUUAUUUUACCUGAAAUUUCUAGUCCUUUUUUUUACUGUUGGAUCUUUGUAGAAUUUUGACCCAUUUUUAAGUCACACAAAAUCAUGUGAUCUCUACUCCGACAAUUAAUCCACAGAUAAAAAUGGAAACCUAGUUCGUUUUCUUUGAUUAAACUCUCCUGGUUCAUUCUUCUGUGGAUUUUAUAUAGCGGUUGGCAACCAACUUUAAGGUGCAUUACUGUCACCAACUGGACUGGAGUGUGGACCUCGUUCAUCUUUCAAUCACCCUUGUGGGUUAGUAUGCUCCUAAAAACCAAUGAGUAGAUGAGAGGCGGGACUUGCAGCGUGUCAAGCGUCCUAUUUUAGCACCUGGCUACGCAGAUGCCCGUUGACCCGCACAAGCAGUUUGGAUGAAAUGAUUGAAAAUCAUGCAUGUGUACAUUUGUUUUGUAGUGCACUCAACGCGUGUGGUCAGCAUGUUAUCCCAUGCGAAUAACAUGUAUAGCAGCGAAACUCAACCUGCGGACCGCAGUACGGACCCAGAGAAGGGUCAAUCCGGACUGGACAACAUCGCAUUUUGUUAUAUAAAAGUCAAUACGUUAUUUUUUAGACAGCUUUAAAAAAUCAACCGGGCGCAGCGGCCUCACUUAACUCAGCAACCUCUGUCGCUCUCUCUCUCUCGAUGCAACGGCCACCUCUACUAGUGUCUAAUCCAAUCGUGUGGUUAUAUGCAAAUACAAGAGGCCACGUUUUACCCAAUCACAUUAAUCAACCCUCUGCGGAACCUUGGGACAAGCAGGCGGAAAGAAACAGAAAGAUCUUACCGCGGUUCAACUGUUAAUAUCACAGAUAGAAGGAGCUUAGUUACCAGGAUCAACUGUUAAUAUCACAGAUAGAAGGAGCUUAGUUACCAGGAUCAACUGUUAAUAUGGCUUGUUAAAAAAAUAAAAAAAAGUUUACUCUGAAAACCGUAUAUUCAAAGACGAGUGGACGGAACAGUAUUUAUUAAUUCUCCCUGCAACUAGCACAAAACCAAUGAUGCCUGACAUGCAGUGAGUCCGUAGCUCUCCUGAAAAGCACCAUUAUGACACCAGGCAUAGUAAACUGGAUCAGACGUAUCCCCUGAACACGGAGGUGAGAACAAACUGGAUUAACCAACUCAACUCCCAAUAUGGGAGGUCCACCAAAGUCCUUGUCAAUUCUCUGACAGCCCAACAACGUGUUAUGGAGUGUUCACUGAGGAUAGCAUUGGGUUUUGGGAAAACACACACAACCAUUUUCAGACGCUGAGAUGGUAAAAGAAAGACGUGUGAAGUUGCUGACACAUUGCUUGAAGGUAAACAAAAAGAUGAGCUCAGGGAAGAAAAUGUGUCUUUGAAGGAGCAGGCUGGUGAUCGUGACCCCGUCCCUUUCUGGGGAAAGAUGACGCCUGCAGCUGACGUCUCUGUUGUCAAGAAUCUGCCACUAGACAUCCUGACCAUGUUUGGAUCCACAGACAGCUGUGAAUCAGCCUUCUCCACAAUGAACUUUAUUUUAAAAACAAAUACCGCACCAGGCUCACCAAUGAACACCUGCACCAGUGACUCAGUUGCGCUCACACCAUUUUGUGCCAAAGUUCAAAGCAUUGGCAGGAGACAGAAAGUGUAAUUUCUCUAAUUUAAUGCAGGGCAAGGACCAGAGGGAUUUAUACAUGAACACUGCAUGGCCCACAGUGACGUUCUGUUCAUUCAGAUUAUUAUUGUUGUUCAACUCUCCUUUGUUCUCCAGAAAACAUGCACUUUAUUUUAUUUUAAAUAUUAUGUUUUAUUCGAGGCCCAUGUACAAUGGUUCACAGUGCACUUUUUUGCAUAGACAAUUUAUGCAACCACUUUUUUGUUCUUCAGCAAUGUCGAUGCAAUGUUGCACGUGUUUACGUUCAAAAUAAGUUUUUCUUAGUCUCAUUUUAAUGUAUUUAAUGUGCAUUUUAUAUAACAACAUGUUUCCUAAGUCGUAGACGACUAUGUUUGUUACUACGCUGUACCUGAUAAAGGACGACCUCCAUCCGGACCUUUGCCACCUGGACCUUCUCAAAUAGUAGUUGAUUACCCCUGCUGUAUAGCUACUUCCAGCGUUGAGGAUUUGUGUGUUAAUUUAUUUUUUGAAUGUUUCUUAAACACUCAGUGGCCUGAGUGUUCAGAUGGAGAGUGUAGCAGACUGAUUUUCCCCUUUUUGUAUAAUCGCUUCAUAUGUCACAAUUUAACACGGCGACACACACACACACACACACACACACACACACAGCGAACCGGUGGAGUUCACCCCCCUCUCCUCUGCUAUCCUCUGACUGUGGGGACGGAGCAGAUUGCUGCUGAAAUUAAACAGAUGGGAACCGUUCGGUGGAAUACAAGCUAAAAAUGAAUGUACAGUAUGUAUUUGGAGGGCUGGUGUUUGGCCACAGAGGGGUACGUAAACAGGAUUUUUGGGAUAAAGUUGACUAUGAAGGAACUUCUGUUUUGCACUUGGAAAGCUUGGCAGAGAGUCCUGUUUUAGUGAGCAACGUUCUAUGGUCAUGUUUCUGUGCUCGUUUUGAGGCUGGAAUUUAGGGCAUUUGACACAUAGUGAAAUAGCCAGCUGGUUACCAUCUUGGCCCGCUGCCCUGUUACAAACUGUGUUGUUGCACGCCACAACAAGAAAUUGAAAUUUACAGGUCAAUCACUUGCAGUUUUUCGCCGUUAUCAACUUAUAAUCAAAAUAUCUAACACCAUUUUGCUGCUGAUACCUCCCUUUCCUAGUUUUCCUAUUGAUCAUACUUCUAUGUAUUGAAUUCAUACUGUCUAUAACCAUGUCUGUAAGCCAUAUUCAUCAUGACAUCACCGUUAGUUACCUCCUUCCCUUCCCCUGUCAGAUGCAUCAGUACCAACAGGCUUUUGCACAACAACAACAACAACGCCAGCAACUACAACAACAUCCCACCCAGCAGCCCUAUGUCACCUCUCAUCUGGAGUACCAGCUUCCCCUAGGCUCCUAUAACCCAGCUGGGCCUGGGACUAUGUCUGGGCCUGUGACUGGGCCUGUGACUGGGACUAUGUCUGGGCCUGUGACUACGUCCCCUGUUGAGCCUCCAUCCACUAACACCAGGUAAACAUCCCUCACCUCAUAACCUCAACUGUUUGUGCACUCCAAUAUCUAUAAAAUGUUCUCUCUCUCUCUCUCUCUGUCUCUGUCUCUGUCUCUGUCUCUGUCUCUGUCUCUGUCUCUGUCUCUCUCUGUCUCUGUCUGUCUCUGUGUGUGUGUAGAAACCAUCUGGUGGACCUAAAGGUGACCACCCCUCCCCCCCAGACCCUGGUCACUCCCCAGAGCCACCCUCCUGACAUGUCCCGCUGGAACCCCUUUGGAGAGGACAACUUCUUCAAACUCACAGAGGAGGAGCUGCUGGACCGAGAGUUCGACCGCCUCAGAGCAAGCAAGUGUCCCGUCUUUUACCUUCCCCCGUACCUCAACUGUUCCACCUCUGGCGCUGCUUUUCCUGCUCUUAGUUGCACUAUAGAAGUUUCUCAGUUGUAUCUAUUCAUUGCAAUUCAUUCUGCAAAUGUUCUGUUACAUUUCACUCCAUUUAGUGACUACACCCCUGUCUAACGAUCGUCUCCCCUCUCCGCCCUAACAGGUAAACCUGUGGAGAGAACCACUAGCCAGGAGGAAGACCGACCGCUGCAGCCAAUCACCCCCGCCGCCAAGCCCCUCCUCCCCGAAGACCUGUUUGGCUCCUCCCCCUUCCUGGCCAGCGCAGGCAAGUCCCCUUCCUGUCUCGCCCCGCUCCAACAGGACCCAGAACUGUAGUAUGGAACCACCCUUUUCUGUCUUCCUUCCCUUAUACUUAAACCCCCAACUCCACUGUUCUGGAGACCCUAAACCAGGGGUGCCAAACACCAGUACUUAAACCCCCAACUCCACUGUUCUGGAGACCCUAAACCAGGGGUGCCAAACACCAAUACUUAAACCCCCAACUCCACUGUUCUGGAGACCCUAAACCAGGGGUGCCAAACACCAAUACUUAAACCCCCAACUCCACUGUUCUGGAGACCCUAAACCAGGGGUGCGAAACACCAAUACUUAAACCCCCAACUCCACUGUUCUGGAGACCCUAAACCAGGGGUGCCAAACACCAAUACUUAAACCCCCAACUCCACUGUUCUGGAGACCCUAAACCAGGGGUGCCAAACACCAAUACUUAAACCCCCAACUCCACUGUUCUGGAGACCCUAAACCCAAGAGGUUGUGAAAUCUGAGUAGCAGCACCCAACGAUAAAGGAUUAUUCAUUAUGAUCUGAAAGGCCUCUGCUGUUAGACGCUUUGUGACUACAGGCCCUUGGUGCGGAACUGCAGUCUUUUGGUGCAACAAUAUAGAGGAUCUCAAUGGUCAUUAUUAGCAAGUUAGACUUCGGAGAACAGAACAGUUAGUGUGUAACACCUCUUGCUAAUGAAGAGGAUGGUGAAGUAGUGAUUUUAUCGUUUAGUCACAAACCAGCAGUGAAAACGUCUAAAUGUGUGACCGUUUAGCCAUUUGCUGACAUUUUGUAAUUCUAUUUCUUAUUAAACUCAUUUGAAACUAGCAUAUUGAUAUAUUUUUCAGUGGCCUUAAGUCUCAAAAGCCCUGUUAAGGUCCUCUGUAGCUCAGCUGGUAGAGCACGGCGCUUGUAACGCCAGGGUAGUGGGUUCGAUCCCCGGGACCACCCAUACACAAAAAAAAAAUAUGCACGCAUGACUGUAAGUCGCUUUGGAUAAAAGCGUCUGCUAAAUGCCAUAUUAGAUUAUUAUAUUAUUAAGGAGAUUUGCCUCAAAUGUUUUAUUGUUUGGGUUGGACUUUACUACCGACUAGUCUAGCUACCGUCCACCCCUCAAAAUGUAAUAUUACAAGAAUAGUGUAACUAAAAUAACUCUUAAUAAUUAUCGUUAGAAUGUUUCUCCUAUUAUAAUGAUAAGGGUAUUUGAUGUGAAUGUAUCUCGUAACUGGUACGGUAUUUCUCUUAUUAGCUACUUGGACAGCUACGUUUGGUGGCAGCGGUCAGAUCCCUACCUAUGUUGACAUAUUUACAUUUUAGUCAUUUAGCAGACGCUCUUAUCCAUGAGCGACUUACAGUUAGUGAGUGCAUACAUUAUUUUAUUUUUCAUACUGGCCCCCCGUGGGAAUUGAACCCACAACCCUGGCGUUGCAAACGCCAUGCUCUAUCAACUGAGCUACAUCCCUGCCGGCCAUUCCCUCCCCUACCCUGGACGACGCUGGGCCAAUUGUGCGCCGCCCCAUGGGUCUCCCGGUCGCGGCCGGCUACGACAGAUCCUGGAUUCGAACCAGGAUCUCUAGUGGCACAGCCUUAGACCACUGCGCCACUCGGGAGGCACUUCCUGCUCUGUAAAUGUGAAUUGGUUAUGAGCCAUUCUAACAAAUAAUCUAGAUUAGUUAUUUAAGAUACACUAUACAGUGAGGGGAAAAAAGUAUUUGAUCCUCUGCUGAUUUUGUACGUUUGCCCACUGACAAAGAAAUGAUCAGUCUAUAAUUUUAAUUGUAUGUUUAUUUGAACCUAUAACCUAUAUACUUAUUAUGGACACAGUAUGCUUUACAUUAGUUAUCUAGUUGUUAUUAGUCCCAUCCUUCAUCUCCAUUCAACACCUCCCAUCUCUCUCUUAACACCAUCCAUAUAGGAUUUCUAUUUGCCAUAUAUUUUUCAACUGUACUGUGAUGUUUUACAAAAGUUCUGAACCCUUCUAUUCUCAUUGUUUCUACAGAUUGUAAAUUGAAAAUAAACAUUUUUGCUAAAAGUAUUAUUAUAUUAUUGAUCGAUUGACUAUGACUUUUCAGAUCACCCAGUAGUGCUAUCUGCAAGGUUAGCUCCAGGUAAAUAUUGCAAUCCUUUAGCCAUUCCUGGACCUGUGUCCAAAAACAAGCUACAAAUGGACAGAACCAAAACAAAUGAUCUAAUGAUUCUGUCUCUUCGCAGCAAAACCUGCAGAGCUGGGAAGAUUGUAUCCCCCAUAUAAAUAACAUUCUAUAGGUAGCAAGAAUUUUGUAUAAUAAUUUAAAUUGAGAAAUUCGAAGUUUUGAAUCCGGCGUCGUUUUGCGUAUCAGUUCAUAAACACUAUGUCAUGGAAUCGGUACGUAAAAAAUCUCUUCCCAACUAUUUUGCAAUCUAUAUGGGACAGCUGUCAAUCCUUUGGUCCUUAAAUGAAAUUGGUAUACUUUUUUUAUUUAUCACAAUUUUCUUUAACCAAUUAUGCAGGGCCGACAGAUAAGUUCCUUACUUUUUCCCCCUUCCACUUUCCUCUUCCAUUUUUGCGGUAAUGCUGCAAUUAUUUGGUUGUAAUUUUGGGUAGAGCAGACAUUUCCAUAUGUUUUUGUUAGCUGCAUGUGCGACAUAACUCCACUAGUCCUACCUAUGAUAUCAUUUACGAAGAUUAUACCUUUUUUAUUUAUUUCAAUGUUCCAUUUAAAAAAAAAAUGUAUUAGUAUAUUUUUGUUUAACCACUAUUUGUUGCGUUAUUUGUUCUGUCGUUUCUGGAGGAUUAAAUUGAAACUGCAACCAACUUUCUAUGGCUUGUUUUAGAAAUAGUGAUAUUUGGGAGAUUUCCUUUUCAAAUAACUGAAAGUGAGAGGUUGUAAUCUGAAUAAAGGGAAAAGGGCCAUUCUUGAACAUUAGAGACAAUCUUACUAAUUUGCUAUAGAACAAGUUUGGAUUUAAGUAUAACUUUUGUAUGAUUGAAGCUUUUAGUGAUAGGUCUAACGCUUUAAUAUUUAAUAAUUUCUGUCCUCCAAAUUCAUAUUCAUUAUGUAAAUAGGCUCGUUUAAUUUAAAAAACUGUUCGCUAGGCGUAGGCAAGACCAUAAGCAAAUAGGUAAACUGGGAUGAUACUAAAGAGUUUAUCAGGGUGAUUUUUCCACAAAUUGACAGGUAUUUACCUUUCCAUGGUAGCAAGAUCUUAUCUAUUUUUGUUAACUUUCUAUUAAAAUUUAUUGGAGUGAGAUCAUUUAUUUCCUUUGGGAUAUGUAUUCCGAGUAUAUCCACAUCACCAUCAGACCAUUUUAUUGGUAAACUACAUGGUAAUGUAAAAAUUGUAUUUUUUUAGUGAUCCAAUACGUAAUAUAGUACAUUUAUCAUAAUUUGGUUGUAAUCCAGAGAGGUUAGGAAAGGUAUCUAGAUCCUCUAUGAGGCUGUGGAGGGAUUCUAGUUGUGGAUUUAAAAGAAAACAUGAAUCAUCAGUGUACAAUGACACCUUUGUUUUUAAGCCCUGGAUUUCUAAUCCCUUGAUAUUAUUGUUGGAUCUGAUUUUUAAUAGCUAACAUUUUGAUGGCCAUAAUAAAUAGAUAUGCCGAUAGUGGAGAACCUUGUUUCACUCCUCGUGACAGUUUAAAACUUUUACACCUUGGGUUACAAUACAUGAUGUUAACCCAUUUUAUAAGAGAUUCUCCAAAAUUGAAAUGCUCCAGGCAUUAAUAUAUAAACCCCAGUCGUACUUUAUCAAAUGCCUUUUCGAAGUCUGCUAUGAAUAGCAGGCCUGGUUUCCCAGAUGUUUCAUAAUGUUCUAUUGUUUCCAGAACUUCCCUUAUAUUAUCUCCAAUGCAUCGUCCAUGUAAAAAAAAAAAAUGUCUGAUUAGAAUGAAAAAUGUCCAACAAUACCUUUUUAAUUCGAUGCGCUAUACAUUUUGCUAGAAUUUUUGCAUCACAACACUGAAGUGUAAGGGGCCUCCAAUUUGGACUAUUUUGUGUAUGUCCAUUACAUGAAAUCCAAAUAAAAAUCAAUUUAAUUUACAGGUUGUAAUGCAACAAAAUAGGAAAAACGCCAAGGGGGAAUGAAUACUUUUGCAAGUCGUCUUUGUACCAGUAAUUAUAUAAUUUAAUUUAGUAACAACAUUCUCUUGUCAAACCAACAGGUUCUAGUGUGAGGAUGACAGAUCAGCCUAUUGAAGAGCUCAGUAUCCCAGUCGCUGCCCUCGUACCUGUGGGCCAGCCAGCCCUUGAGGAAGAGCUGCAACCUCCGAUGGCAAAGGAGCACAAACCAAGUAGGAGGAGAAACUCUCCUGCCGGCGGUUCACAAACGACUCGCAAACCAGGGGGAGAUGAAUCAGACAGUGACUUUGAGUCAGAUCCUCCUUCCCCUAAGAGCAGCGAGGAGGAAGAUGAGCCGGAGAAGGACGAAGGUCUGAACAACGAGCACAGAGAGUUCUUCAACGAACUGGAAGAUGUGGAGGAAACAGAGAUGCUGGGACAUAGGCCUCUGCUGAUGGACUCAGAGGCUGAGGAAGAGUACGACAAACACAGCUCUGACUCGGACUAUGAACCCAGGAAGGUUAAGGGAGGACGUACUAGGAGGCUAAAAGGAGGAGUGGCGGCAGAUGCGGCUACUGCCACCCAUGAGGGAAGUCCGAGAGUGGAGUCAGAAGACACUCUAAUCAUGAUAACGCCUCCCGAGUCGCCAGGUGUGGUGGCUGUUAGACUGCCCCCUAGUGUCGGUGGCAUUGUGGACGUGUUUGGUACGGAUGUGUUUGGUGCUGUGCCCUUCUUUCCUCCAGCGGCAGCCCCGGCAGAAAGCGCAGACAUCUUCUCCGCGGCUCCCUUCAGGCAGGCGAGCCAGGAGGCCAUAGUCAACCAGCCCGACCAGGCCAUGGAAGAGUUAGACGUCUUUACUAAGGCUCCGUUCAGCCGGAACCUCUCCAAAUCUGGCAAGACCGGAAGCAGCGACUUCUUCUCUAUGGGUCGGACUCUGCCGGUGUCCCCUGAAAUCAUCGACCCGUUCGGCUUCUCCCCCUUCCAGCCCGGCCCCACGGCUCCGCCACCAUCCACCUCCAGGAGCGCCGAGGACAUCUUCCGUCCGGCCUUCGAGGAUUCUCCCAGCCCCGAGCAGCAGAGGCUGAAGCAGCGCAGCCUCCAGAAGCUGUCUUCACGGCAGAGGAAGCUCUCUGCCGGCACUGGCGGUGGCAGCAAUGGCAAGCGCCACCACAGCACGCCCACCGGCGGCCGCAGGAGCAACAAGCCCAGCUUCCGUACGCCGGAGCGUGUCCGCCGGCACAAGAAGGUUGGCAGGAGGGACUCUCAGAGCUCCAACGAGUUCCUCAGCACCUCGGACUCCAAGGAGAACAUCAGCGUCGGCAGUGUAACGAUGGCCGACACCGGCAAAGACAAAGGGGCUUCCCUGCCUAGCCUUCCCAGUGAGGUCGACCCAAUCUUGGACCCCUUCGGAGCCAAUCCCUUUGGUCCUCAGGAUGGCAGCCGACUUAACCAGGGCCAGUACCAAGGUCUUCUGGGGGAUGGCAAAGCAGACAUGGGUUCGGCCAAUGGCAGGCCUCGGACUAGCUCCCUCCACGAUGCGCUUGGGGACGGGAACAUCAUGGAUGACUUUGGGGCGGUACCCUUCACAGAACUGGUGGUCCACCCUGGGCCUCAACAGCAGCCGUCACAGCCAGUGGAGCUGGACCCCUUCGGGGCUGCGCCUUUCCUUUCCAAACAGUGA
Messenger RNA from Coregonus sp. 'balchen', 10141 nucleotides. The record is from the annotation of a GenBank genome assembly. NCBI's taxonomy places the organism in Eukaryota, Metazoa, Chordata, Actinopteri, Salmoniformes, Salmonidae.